Molecule: messenger RNA, 918 nt
Organism: Nerophis lumbriciformis (worm pipefish)
Lineage: Eukaryota; Metazoa; Chordata; Actinopteri; Syngnathiformes; Syngnathidae
Source: RefSeq, a predicted model, not a curated record
AUGCCAGAGAGGAGCGGCGCGUAUGCAGACCACAAGAGCAGGGACAAGGAUUACCGACAUGACAGGGAGCAUUUUGAGAAGCGUCACAGCAGAGAUGUUAAAGAAAAGUCCAGAAAGGCUGAUGACGAGAGAGGACCGGCUCAUGAUGAAAGACUCAGACAGGACGUGGCAAGAGACCAGCACCAUCAAGGAUCCUCAACACUGUAUGGACAGCCUUCGGUAUAUUAUUCGAAGGAUCAGUAUCAUGAACGACAACCCAGAGAUGCUCUUUACAAUCUCCAUUAUGUUCUCACCAGUCGAGGCCUUUGCCAGCUGAUGAAAGUGUUUGUCAACCUUCUGAUCAUCAUCUGCGCCGGUGUACCACACAGCAACAACGGCGGCUACCGCGACUUGGCCAGCCUGGGCGGCAUCUACCACUACCACUUUGGGGGAGCUGGCUCCUUCCAAGGUGCCGAAGCGGAGCGUGUGAAGGAUUUGGACCGGAUGUUCAACGAGCUCAAGAGGCCCCCGUAUGCUUUUGCCAUGGCGUGCGCUGGGAUCAUCAUGAUGUACGCCCUGGUAACACUCACGCUGGGUGUUUUCCGAGUGCCUUACCGUUACCCACCCGUGCUGCUGGGAGAGGCUCUGGUGGACCUGCUGGUGGGAUUGGGGUACAUCGCCGCGCUGGCGUUCUUCUUCAUUAAACUGCAGGAGAACUACAACAACCCCAUCUGCCAGGAGAGGGAGCGCAUGUAUAAGAGCAAAGGUCAUAAGGGCUUCGAGUGCCAGUUCCAUGGGGCGGACAUCGCAGCAGGUCUCUUUGGUGUGCUUGGCGUCUUCGUGUUCCUUUGCGGAGCCGUUUUGGCCAUAAGGGCUUUCCGUGCCGUGCGGGAGAUGAAGAGACAAAAGGAAAAUCGGGAUGAUGGCUUUCGAGGAUGA